AUGUUUCUAUUUUCUAAAGUAAAUUGAAGGAUUAUUUUGUGUAGAAUGUUGUUAUGUUAUUAUUAUAACUUAAAGUAGUGUAAUUUAAACAUAUGAAAUAUGUCAGAUUUAAAAAUAUGUAGAAUAUGCUUACGGACGGAUGCAAAAGUAUAUAAAUAUGACCAAUAUAAACUUGGAUCUUUUUAUGAAGAAAUUUUGGCUUUAGAUGUAAAGGAAAAGGAUACACUGCCUAAAUAUUUCUGUUUUGAAUGUGCAAUAUUGUUACAUAAAUAUCACAAAUUCAAAGAGAAAUGCUGCAUUGGAAGCAAAAUACUCAAAGAAAUGUGUCACAAAGGCCCGAUCACUUAUGAGUUAGUCAACUGUAUAGAUAGAACAAAUCUUAACCUCUUACUGAAAUCACCAUUAGAAAGGAUCAUAUUAGCUUAUAACAAUGACGAAAUCACGACAAUUAAUGAUGAUGUGAUCAUUAAAGAAGAAGCCAACCGAGAUAAUAAAGUAGCAAAGAUAGAGGAUAUCCUCGAUAACAGCACUGAUGAUACUUUAUUUGAUGAUAGAGAAUCCGAAGUGACUAUACCAAAUGUUAAAAAAUCAAUUGAAAAGCAGGAGCCGAUCAAAAAAAAGAAUCACAAAAUCCAAAUCCAAAAAGAUAUAAAAUUAAAAAAAAGAAUACAAGCAAAAGAAAGACAUUGUAAAAGCAAAGAUGAAAAUAAUGUGAAGACGGGAAUUAAACGAUUGAUUUUAAUGGAUAGUAAUAAGUGGAAGAAAUACGAUCUAUCUGAAGAUGAUGCUUUACAGGAGUUUCAAGCGAAAGCAUUCGAUGAUAAGUACACAAGUGCUGCUUACAAAUGUACGGACUGUUUGAAAGGAUUCUCCGAAGAGGACAUGUUGAAACGACACAUCAAAAUAAGACACAGUGAGUCAAAAGGAUCUAUAGAAUGUCAGUUCUGUCGCAUGCGUUUUAAAAGGAAGUGUCGGUUACGCCAGCACAUACGGGAACACUACACUAAGUUCAAAUGUCUCCGGUGUAACUUUAUAUGCGUUCUCGAGAGCACAGCUUUAAGUCACGAACAGUAUCAUAACGGUGUGACGAGAAAAUGCAAAUAUUGCGGCAAAGAAUUCAGAUACUCCUCAACGUACUACACCCAUUUGCGCACACAUAGAAGUCAAUACGUGUGUACUCUGUGCGGAUCUUCGUUUGUGAGCGAGGCUGGCCUGCAUCAGCACAAACGCGUCAAACACUGCACCAACGAAGUCCAGACGAAUCAAGAAGAUGAUGGCGAAGUGAACAAGUAUUGUACGCGUUGCAACAUCCACUUCGAGACCAGUAAGGCGUAUGAAGAACAUCUAUACCACUCCACCAUGCAUGCUGAAAUAGAGGAAAACGGUACAGAGAACGACACGGCAAAACAGCUGAAAGUAUUCGAGAAGACAACUCCAGAAAAGAUAACAAGUUUAUUUAAAAAACGAAAGGUCGACGAUGUGUCGUUCAAAUCAGGGAAGCGAUGCAAAAAGCCAACGACUUGUCAUCAAUGCGGGAAACAUUUCAAUAGUCAAUCGGCUUGUAUGAAGCACCAUUUGGAGGAGCACCCGGGGACCUCAUUCUGCCCCCCCAACCAGAGGCACAUAUGUGAAAUAUGUGGUGCGUCGCUCGCUCCAGGCAGUGUUGCUGUCCACAAAAACAUGCACACCCGUGAGAAGAUAUUCGCUUGCGAGACUUGCGGACGACAGUUCUACGAGAGUGUCGGUCUGAAGCGACAUAUGUUGACACACACAGGGGAGAAGCCGUUCGCUUGCACUUCUUGUGACAAACGUUUCACACAAAGCGCCAGUCUGAAGCUUCAUUACAGAACAUUCCAUCUGAAACAACCUUAUCCUAAGAGAAAUAGAAGAAAAAAGGAGUAAUCCAUACAUCCUAAAAAAAGGCUAAAAGAAGAAUCGACUCAAUGAAGCUUUCAAGCAAUAUUAAAUGUAGAAGAAAGAAGAAAUGUAGAUUUUUCGUAAUGAACUGGCAAUGUUUUAAUGAAAUAGUAGAGAUGAAGAUAUUUGUUACAUAUAUUAGAAAA
Nymphalis io (European peacock) is the source of this 2063-nucleotide messenger RNA. RefSeq names its product zinc finger protein 595-like. Gene Ontology annotation, molecular function: DNA-binding transcription factor activity, RNA polymerase II-specific; RNA polymerase II transcription regulatory region sequence-specific DNA binding; zinc ion binding. Gene Ontology annotation, cellular component: nucleus. The transcript has 14 exons. The coding region runs from base 100 to 1902 and encodes 600 amino acids. Gene Ontology annotation, biological process: regulation of transcription by RNA polymerase II. Lineage: Eukaryota; Metazoa; Arthropoda; Insecta; Lepidoptera; Nymphalidae. The record is from RefSeq and is a predicted model, not a curated record.